UAAAAAUUGAAAGUGACUCACGAGUCAUGACAACCCGCUCUCACCGCCCGCCGGAUCAAAGCAACCCGCUUAAAGUCACUUUCACACUAUUUCUUAGACCCGACCCGCAUAGCCAUCAGAUCCGCAGCACUACCCCAGUGUCCACCUUCCCGAUUAAACGCUCCAAUGGCUAUCGUUACUCACAAAAUUUCACCAUUGUCUGCAAAAUGCAAGUACCUUUCUCUCUCUAACUCUCUCUUACUUCCUCACACACUCACACACUAGUUGCCGUAUGAUCCAAUAUAUACAUAUAAGCACACUUAUUUUUUUGUCACAAGUCGCGGCAUUUUGUAGAAUAAUUGAGAAUUACGUACAACAUAAUUCCGUAGAAUUAAUUUACUCAUCAUUUUUAGCUCUUAAUUUUUGCUGUUGAUAGUGUAUUUUAUUACUUGAGGUUUGUUUUCCCCGUUCUUCGGUUAACAGUAGGAUGCGCGCUUGUAGAUUUUUGUUUAUAUUAUUAUUCUUCUUUGUUUUUCAGGUUUUGCUGUUUUCUUUCCCUUCUUCUUCUUCUUACUCGAUUUUUUUUUUGAUACAAUGUGAUCCAUUUUUGUUAAGAUGCAUUUUGUGCUUUGCAUGUUAAAAGAUUAACAGAUUUUUAUAUGUGCUUAAUAUUCACAAUAAAACUGUUAGUAAAUUGUAAAUGUAAAUCUUCUUGGACAUUCUUUCUAAAAGUGUAAUCCAUUUAAAGUAAUGUGAAUCCGUAUGAAAUUACAUGUGUACUUCUCAAAAGCCUUACCUUAUCCAUAGGGGAAAAAAAAGUUGUCAUAUUCAGGCUGCCAUCAUUACCCCUAUCAAAAUCAUCUACUAUUGCUAUAUUAGUUCUGGGACAUAGCCUUGAUUUCGAGAUUCACUUCUUUUUCAUGUUAUCUGACCCUAAUUAUGUCUUAUUUUACUAAAAGGGGCUGAAAUUCACGUUUUUUGUCUAAUUUUGAUUUUCUCUAUCGUAAACCAUCCUUUACUCUUGUAGAAUGUAGCUGGUCUAGACUAGUGACUUUUUGUUUCGGUGCGAGAAAAUUUUGUGCAUGUGAUCUAUGGCUGAAGUCUUUUCAGUUUUGACAAAGUUUGUGGCUUCUAAAUCUGUUUGAGUUGGAAGAUUCUAAGAAACAUAAUGGAUAACAAGUCAUGGCUUUGGAAGAAAAAAUCUGCAGAAAAGAGCUUAGUAGGUGACAAGGCAAACAUUUCUUCGAGCAUAAACGAAGAGGUGUUAACUCAGGCACACCCACUCCUGACUGAGAAAGCUGAACUGGAAAGAGAUAUUAGAAUAUUAAAUGGCAAGCUUUCUUCUGCCCUUGCCGAGCGUAAUGGCAAGGAUGAUUUUGCCAAGAAGCACGUGAAAAUUGCUCGGGAAGCUAUUGCAGGUGAAUACUGUCCAACAAUAUUUUAAUUAUCUUCUUUCUCCCCAGUGUUUUGCGCUGCGCAUAGCUUUUACAUAGAGAAUUUCUUGAAUUUUUGUCUGACUGUU
Olea europaea var. sylvestris is the source of this 1501-nucleotide messenger RNA. RefSeq names its product filament-like plant protein 3. The transcript has 2 exons. Bases 1148 to 1423 code for a protein of 91 amino acids. The record is from RefSeq and is a predicted model, not a curated record. NCBI's taxonomy places the organism in Eukaryota, Viridiplantae, Streptophyta, Magnoliopsida, Lamiales, Oleaceae.